UGAAUUUGAUUGGUUAGUCAGAGGUGUAAGAAUAAUGUUAGACCUUAUCUAUAUACAUGAUCAAGAAUCUUGUCGAUAACAACUGUAUAUAUAGAAAGAGAGAGCUCUUCAUAGAUGACAGUAAUAGAAUAUUUUAAAACUAGUUUAAUAUCGAGUUAGGUGGAAUAUCUUUUUCCUGCACUGUGGUGAUUUUGUAGUGUGAAGUAUUUUAUUUCGUGUUCUAUUUGUUCGUGUACGUAGUUCUUGAAAAAUAAUGCCUAAACGCCAACGAUGUCAAAGUUCUUCUUCUUCAGGAAGCAAUACAAACAUGAAAUAUGUUUUGGUAACCGGAGGUGUCAUCAGUGGCAUAGGCAAAGGUGUCAUUGCCAGUAGCAUUGGGAAAAUUCUGAAGUCUAAUGGCUAUGAAGUCACAGCAAUAAAGAUUGAUCCCUAUAUUAAUAUAGAUGCUGGAACAUUUUCACCCUAUGAGCAUGGAGAAGUGUUUGUAUUGGAUGAUGGAGGUGAAGUUGACCUUGAUUUGGGAAACUAUGAGCGUUUCAUGGACAUAAAUUUGUUCCGCGAUAAUAAUAUCACCACUGGCAAAAUAUAUCAAUCUGUAAUAAACAGAGAAAGAAAAGGAGAGUUCUUGGGGAAGACUGUUCAAGUUGUUCCACAUAUAACAGAUGCUAUCCAAGAAUGGGUGGAGAGAGUUGCUUUAAAACCAGUUUCCAGUGGUGGUAUACCAGAAAUUUGCAUUAUUGAGCUGGGUGGUACAAUUGGUGACAUUGAAGGGAUGCCUUUCGUAGAGGCUUUUCGUCAAUUCCAAUUCCGAGUUAAAAAAGAAAAUUUCUGCUGUGUUCAUGUUAGUUUAGUACCCCAG
Messenger RNA from Parasteatoda tepidariorum (common house spider), 859 nucleotides. NCBI's taxonomy places the organism in Eukaryota, Metazoa, Arthropoda, Arachnida, Araneae, Theridiidae. The record is from RefSeq and is a predicted model, not a curated record.